Telopea speciosissima is the source of this 1214-nucleotide messenger RNA. Its product is annotated as tripartite motif-containing protein 65-like. Gene Ontology annotation, cellular component: site of double-strand break; nucleus. Gene Ontology annotation, biological process: double-strand break repair. NCBI's taxonomy places the organism in Eukaryota, Viridiplantae, Streptophyta, Magnoliopsida, Proteales, Proteaceae. The transcript has 7 exons. Gene Ontology annotation, molecular function: nucleosome binding; metal ion binding; ubiquitin-protein transferase activity. The record is from RefSeq and is a predicted model, not a curated record. Bases 86 to 1117 code for a protein of 343 amino acids.
AACAUAGAAACUCCCCCAAUCUCUGUCCCCUGGGCAGAAGAGAAACGUUUCCACCUUCCAUCGGACAAACCCUAGAGAGAAAAAGAUGGCUGGAGAAGAAAAGAAUAGUCCGCAAAUUCGGAAUGGCCCAACAAAACGGUCGGCGACGGUGGAAAAUGGGGGAGAUGCUAACAACGUUUUCAGCCCUGGAUUCCGAUCUGUUGCCGCCAUGGCCGGUUGGGACGAAGAAGCGAUUCUUCUCGCCAGUCUCGUCGUAGAAGAUACACCCGUCAGAGAAUCGAAGGAGAAGAAACGAGUCCAUAUGCAGUUCAAGACCCCUCCAACCAGUUCAAGAAGAAAGCGUAGAUCUAAGAAACGAAGCUCUGAUUCAAUUCCCAUUGGUGUUCUUAACCUUGAUGAUGAAGAGACUGCUGGAGAAGAACCCGCAACAAAGACAAUGGUAUUGAAAAAGGAUGUGAUCGGGGAAAAGAAGGAAAAGGAAGGUGAAGUGGUUUUGCCAGUAGAGGCCUCCGAUACCUCUUGUUCUGGUUUGGCUCUUCCUUGUAUGGACCGACUGAGGGAGGAGCUUUCUUGCGCGAUUUGUCUUGAGAUUUGCUUCGAACCAAGUACCACUACUUGUGGACACAGCUUUUGUAAGAAAUGCCUGAAAUCUGCUGCUGAUAAAUGUGGGAAGAAAUGCCCAAAAUGUAGACAGCUAAUCAGCAAUGGGCGAUCAUGCACAGUGAACACUGUUCUUUGGAAUACAAUACAGCUUCUGUUUCCACAAGAGGUUGAAGCAAGGAAGGCUGCAGGGGCCCUAAAUAACCGUGAAAUCGCACGCCAAAGCCCUAAACGAGGGAGUUAUGACACUCGGUAUAACGCAGUUUCUAGCAGAAGAGAGUUGAGGGACAGAGAUGUUACUGCAAGAAGAAGAAGGGAAGUGCCCAGUCAGGUAGAGGAUGCUGCAUUGGCUUUUAGGUUGCAGAGGGAAGAGUUCAUGGAAGCCUUUAGGGAUACAUCUCAUGGGCAACCAAGGAACUCUUUAGCAUCAGCAAGGGCAAAUUUGAGAGCACUGGCUUCCAGGGCCAUGGCAUCAACCACAGCCAUCAACUUUCGCAUAAGAGACCGGGCGAUGUAGGCCAAGCUACAGUUUCAAGGGCUUGAGUUUUGCCAUAGUUUAACUGAAUUCUUAUGCCUUGUAUCACUCUGAACUCUUUCUUUCACCUUGUGCUUGA